AUGUUAAAGAUCACAGCCAUUGUUUCUCUGUUGCUUAUCGCGAUGUGGUCAGAAGCCGAUACCAGGCGGCAUAAGAAAGAGGCCACGGCGUCCGCAGACUACGGACCAGGCAGCACAUUAUGGGCGGCCAGCCUCUCAUGCGAUUCUUGCGGAAGCGAGUGCGCGUCAGCGUGCGGCACCAGACAUUUCAGAUCAUGCUGCUUCAACUAUCUAAGACGGAAGAGAGGCUCUGAGCCUCUCAAGCUUUCACAACACAAUAUUCAAGACACGAAAACAGAAAAGGCGCCAAAAUUCAAAAUGCCAAUGUUCUUGUUCGAAAACAUGGCGGAACCGUGGAGCAACUACGUGUCACCUGAAUAUAGAACAUUCGACGACGACCAGCUGCAAAUUGUCUAUGACAUCUAAAACAAUAGACUAAACAACUCGAUUCUUUUAGGCUGCAAUACUAUUAUAUCAUAAUUACAUUACGAACCGUAAUCACUUUAAAAUAAGAUAUUUAUUUGCAUGAAGACAAUAAGAAUCCUAAUUAAAAUAGCAACUGAACGAUAUAUAUUCGUCUCUUUUUGACUAAUGAGACUAGUAAAGGGUUCGAUG
Messenger RNA from Achroia grisella, 594 nucleotides. RefSeq lists its product as uncharacterized. Bases 1 to 405 code for a protein of 134 amino acids. Lineage: Eukaryota; Metazoa; Arthropoda; Insecta; Lepidoptera; Pyralidae. The transcript is spliced from 4 exons. The record is from RefSeq and is a predicted model, not a curated record.